AUAUUUCUGCAGUAUCGAAAUUUGAUUGCUGAAGUGCACUCAAGUGUAUUAUCAUUAACAGUAUGAAAUUGAUAUUAAUAAAUAUGAACUAUAAAGGACCUGGUCAAAACAUUGCAGUAGCUAUAAUCUCUGCCAUUGAGUUUUCAAUUAAAAAUAGAGACUUUACAUUGAUGUUAAAAUAAUAUACUAGUCAGGAAAAUAAUUGUGGUUAAUAAUACACAUGUUGGUAAGUGAUUCAAACUCACAAGGUUAGGGUAGAGUGGGAAGUACUAAGUUUAUUUUCUUCAGAUACUGGUAAUCUAGGGUAGGUAUACUUAUUUCUCUCUACCACUUCUGCCUUGGGUUUCUCAUUACUACUUUAAUUCCAGAAACUUGGGCAUUAAAGACUCUUUAUAACUUGCUGUACUUGUCUUAUUGAGGCACUUCCAAAUUAACCAAGUAGAACUAAGGUGGCUCGUGGAACCCAAUAAGAGGUCCACUAUACAUUUGGUAUCUAUUGUGUCUCUUUGACUUUCCCAUAAAAUAUGUAUUUGUUGGAAAUCUUUGUUUUUGAAGAAGGUAAAUAUUUGGGUCCUUAAGAUAAUGAGAUGAAGAUAGAUUACAAAUGAUUAGAAAGGAUUGGGUAGAUGGAGGCAAUUUCAAAUAUUUUUGUCUUAUUUAUAAAAACUUUUGUUAAGGUCUGUUUAUUUAGCGUUUUUAUACUUGAAAAGAAAUUUAGCGUGGGUGUAGCUAAUGGAUUUUGUGUGCAUAUUUUGAAUAGGACAAAAAGAGAAAGAUAACAAUGAGAGUUGUUGGACAGUGCCUCAUAGGAUUAAAUAAAUAUUAAUUUCAUUCAUUCAUAGGUAGUUUACUAUGAGCCAGGCAUUCUUUGACCUUUGGGGAUACAACAUUGAACAAAACGAUGCAAAUCUUCACCUGCUUGAUGCUUACUUUUAUUUAUUUAUUUAUUUAUAUUUUUUUUAUUUGCAGUGCACGGGCUUUCUCUAGUUGCAGCAAGUGGGGGCUACUCUUUGUUGCAGUGCAUGGGCUUCUCAUUGUGGUGGCUUCUCUUGUUGCAGAGCACCAGCUCUAGGCGUGCAGGAUAGAGUAGUUGUGGCGCACAGUCUUGGUUGCUUCAUGGCAUGUGGGAUCCUCCCAGACCAGGGAUUGAACCCGUGCAUUGGCAGGCUGAUUCUUAACCACUGUGCCACCAGGGAAGUCCUGGUGCUUACAUUUUAGUGAAAUGAGAUGAGUUCAUGAUUAAGUAAAAUAAUAUUACAUGUCCAAUGAUUACAGGGACUAUGGAGAAAAAGCAGGAAAAGAGUAGCUAUCAUGGGGGUCUUUUGUGUCUGUUUUUAUGCUAGUACUAUACUGUUUUGAUAACUGUAGCUUUGUAAUAUUUUGAAACUAGGAAGUGCGAUACCUCCAGCUUUGUUCUUCUUUCUCAAGAUUGCUUUGGCUAUGUGGGGUCUUUUGUGGUUCCAUACAAAUUUUAGGAUUGUUUGUUCUAUUUCUGUGGAAAAUGGCAUUGGAAUUUUGAUAGGGGUUGCAUUGAAUCUGUAGAUUGCUUAAUGAACAUCUUAACAAUAUUUUUUCAAUUCAUGACCAUGGGAUAUCUUUCUAUUUAUUUGUGUUUUCUUCAUUUUCAUUCAUUGUUGUGUUAUAGUUUUCAGUGGAUAGGUUUUUAACCUCCUUGGUUAAAUUUAUUCCUAGAUAUUUUACUCUUUUUUGAUGCAUUUGUAAAUUGGAUUGUUUUCCUAAUUUGUUUUUCUGAUAGUUGGUUAUUCUUGUAUAGAAAUGCAGCAGAUUUUUAUAUAUUGAUUUUGUAUCCUGCAACUUUUGUUUAAAAACAAAAGAAUUUGUUUAUUUGUUCUUACAGUUUUUUGGUGGAAUCUUUGGGGUUUUCUAUAUGUAAUAUCAUGUCAUCUGCAAAUGGAAGCUUGUGGAAGGCUUCUACAGUUUGUUUUUCUUAAAGAAAUAGGAAGCAAAGUUAUUAGCUUAGAGUAAGGUUGGGCGAUGUGAUAUCAGGUUUGAGAAGAGAGGAGAAAGUAUAAAAUACUUGAUGAGCUUCCAAAUCAAGGUGUAGCUGAGUGGGGUCCUCAGUGGCUGGUCUCUUCCAGCUGUGAGCGGGCUCCUUUGUGAAUGAUCUAGGGAAAUGCAGCUUGUUUUCCAGGAUUCAGUUUUGUCAUUGUUUCCAUAGGUCAUCCUUGGAGAUGGAAAUUCAUCACUACUUUAUAUUCUAAUUAAAGGCACUGCCAUAUGGAACAUGUCCUGAGUCAUCUUGAAUUUUUUUUCCCCUUGGUACUUUUUCCCAUGUGUAUAUUUACAACAGCAAAUAAUUAAACAUUUAUUGAGCACCUGCAGUGUGUGCAGUCCCAAGGGAUAUAAAAAAUGAACCUGCUGUUACAGAGCCUGCACAGUUACACAGUGUAAGGACUUUUGGGGAUUGGGUGACAGUGAAUUUAGGAAUUCUCUCUCCAGUGUUAGUUGCAAUCAGUUUCGUUGGACUAGCGGGGUCUAAUUUUUUGCUUGUUUACUUGUCUUAUGUGCCUCCUAAAAUUUUCUAAGUUCCAUCCCAGAUGUCUGAGGCAAUUUCAAGUUUUUAGAGGCACUAUCAGCCAAAAUCUUGAAGCUGUGAUAGCGCAUGUACUGCUGCAGAGAGCUUGUUAGAAACCACUGGCAGCUCAGACAUUUCUGAUGAAGAACAAUCAGUAGUGUAUGUUCCAGGAAUUUCUACAGAAGGAAACAUCAGAUCAAGACACAAGAUGGUGAAUCCAAAAGCUGAUGUUAAACUUAAGACUUCCAGGGUGACUGCUACUUCAGUGUCCAUGGAGUCUUUAAAAGCUGCAGGAGAUUCAGUAGAUGAACAGAAUUUCUACAGGGGAGGAAUAAAGAGCGCAUCAUUGAAGGAUUUAUGUCUUGAAGACAAAAGACGCAUUGCAAACUUGAUUAAAGAACUGGCCAGAGUAAGUGAGGAAAAGGAAGUGACAGAAGAAAGACUCAAAGCUGAGCAGGAAUCAUUUGAGAAGAAGAUCAGGCAGUUGGAAGAACAGAAUGAACUGAUCAUCAAAGAAAGGGAAGCUCUUCAGCUACAGUAUAAAGAGUGCCAAGAACUUCUAGGCCUCUAUCAGAAAUAUCUAUCAGAACAGCAGGAAAAGCUCACUGUGUCUCUCUCAGAACUUGGUGCUGCUAAAAUUCAGGAACAACAGGCUUCUUGCCUGGAACCCGCUCCUCAUUUGAUUUGGCUGCUGCCGCCACCGCCUCUGCUGCCACCACCGCCUCUGCUGCCGCCGCCGCCUUAUCCAUCCAGAGUUUGUGAUUCUUCUCCUACCAAAGAAUUGUGUCCCAUCCAGUGCAUGGUAUCCAAUAGGAAAAGCACUCUCCAGUCUUCAUCUGUGGAACUGGAUGGGUCCUACUUGAGUGUAGCCAAACCACAAACCCACACUCAAACCAAGCAAAGACCUAAGUCUACAAAUCAGGACUCAGCUUCAGAAUCCCUUGCGGAAUUUAGGAAUAAUUCUUUGAAACCAUCAGCCCUUCAUUAUCCCAAAGAGGAUGUGGACAAGGUGCCAUCAGAGACCAGAACACGUAAUUAUGGAUCCCCAGGGAGGACGCUAGUAGAUGCAGUCCCUGCAGAGAAAGUUCCAUCGGAGGAACUGAAGAUGAAGGAAUGCCAACACCUUAAGGCUACUCCGUCUAGUCGGUGUUGCAGUCAUAGACUUUCUGAAAAUGCAGAUUAUGUUCAUGAGAGCCAUCUGACAAAUAUGGUCCCUCAGUAUUCCAAAACACAUCUGGAAUCAUGCAGGUAUUGUGGGCUUUCCUGGACAUCUCUGAUGCGUGGCCAAGGGGCACUGAAGCCUAUUGAAACUGAUGUCAAAAAGCAACUCUCAGAAGAUAGAAGGCAGCAACUUAUGCUUCAGAAAAUGGAGCUGGAAAUUGAAAAGGAGCGCCUUCAGCAUCUUCUGGCCCAGCAGGAGACAAAACUUCUCCUAAAACAGAAGCAGCUUCAUCAGUCUCGACUGGACUAUAACUGGUUAAGAACUCAAGCUGUAUUUAAGUCAAGAGAACUGGUUGCUAAUAAAGAGAUUAUUAAACCCCGAGAGUUCACUCUGGAUAUGAAAGAGAGUGGCUCUGGACCAAGUUUAUUGAAGUCAAAAUGUGAUGGCUGGAUGCUUGGAACAUCAUCAUCCAGCAAAAAGUACCAGGACUCCGCUAACAGUGGAGAGAACAGAAGGGAGAAGAAGACAGUUGGGUUUCAGUCGCAUAUGGAAGAUGACGCCCUGUGGACAGGUCAAAAGAAGGAUGCAUAUGGACCCCAAAGAGAGUCAAUGGCAGAAGUUAGAAAAGAUGCGUCCACAUCUCCUAUGACAACAGGAAGCCAAAAGGAGCUUAUAAUCACAACCACGUCAUCAUUCCAACAUGACACCUCCCGGUAUGAGACAUCUCUGUUGGAUUUAGUUCAAUCUCUGAGUCCAAAGACUGCUUCCAAACCCCGGCCCCAUCGCUCCAGAGAAGCUGGGUCAUGGAAUCACAGUACUCGCCGACUCAGUCCUCUAAAAUCAACCUGCAACAAGACGAGGGCAGGCAGGACCCCUGAAGACCUGGAGGAGAAUCAGAUUCUGGAAGAUAUCUUUUUCAUUUGACGCUGAAGCACAUGCUGCAAAAUUUCCAUCAGAAAUGAGUGGGUGUUCUUAUAUACUGAUCUAGGAUUUUAAAUGAUUUGACUACAACAUAAUUGUGUCUCUCCUUUCACAGGGCUCUAUCUCACUAGCAUCCUGUUAUGUAUCAAAUAUAGAAAUCAUUCGAACAACCAGGGAUAUUUCUGAUCAGACCAAUCAGUAGAUAACAUUAAGGUCGAUGCGGGUGGAGGGCAGUAGCUUUUCUAUGCCAAGCAGGGAUUAGAACAGUAACAUGGGACACGUUCUGCAUGGCAGGGGCCUUUGCAUACUCAGCCUCAGUCAAGAGUGUUUCCUCCUCAAUAUUUGCUGGAAGAGGUUGGCCCUCUUUUGUACACAAGGGAAAACUUUCCACUGAAAGAUGCCUCUAGUUUAAACGUAGCCCCUUUCUAACGUCAUUUCAGAAAGAUGGGCCCUUUUACCUCUCCACACUGUCUUCUUACCGCUUACCUCUUUCUAAGUGCAGUCGGUUCAUUCCGAGGUUGGAGUUGGUGCCCCUCCCAUCACAAGCAUCCCUGAGGGCCAAGGUGAGGCAGCAGCAUCAGCCUGGCAGCUGCCCGCCCCCUCACCAAAAGGGCUGAAUGAGCUGCAGGGAGGCCCCCCAGCCCUUGGGAACUGGCAUCAGGUUACUCGAGAGAGUGCUGCCUUAGUGGAGGCACCGGCCUGAAAUGCUUGUCCUACCAUUUGCCAUUGCCCAGGAUAAAUAAGAGCACUCUCUAGUAUCUUUCAUGGACCCAAGUGUCUGUCUUAUUUGCCCUUGUGAACGUCCCAUCAGCUGCUGCAGGCUGACAGGCUUCCCCUGGCCUCCCCUCUCUCUCCAUGUGAAGCCAAGGCCCUGGUUGACCAGGCCUUGUAUGCACUCUGCUCAAGGCCACUGUCUCAUGACCCCAAAGAACCACCUCCACGUGCCAGAUAAUGUUCCACCACCCCAAGCGGAGUCUCCCCCGUUCUCCCACUGGGCCUCACAGAGAAAGCCCGUGGAAGAAGUACACUCGGAACCUUGUACACCUUCUGCCCUCCUGUCCGGCAGAGCUCUGGAGGUGGGUCCCCCAGCUUACAGUGGGUCCAGUGGCCUCUCAAGCUGAUGGGCAGUAGGAUGAGCCUGGCAGAGCCAGUGAGUUUAAAACCUUCCGGUCGUUGGGAGCAAGGGGAAGGUACGUAUUACUUGAUGACUUUAUUUGGUGUGAAGGAUGUUGCUUUCUUCUUUCUCCCUUUCACCAACCCCUGGCCUGACCUGAGACCAGGCCUGUCAGUCAUUAUUGGUGGCCAGUGUCAGACCGUGCAGGGCAGCCUGCGCUUAAUGAGGCUGCGUGGCUUCCCUGAGGUCUUUACCAAAACGAGACAAUUUCAGUGUAUAGAAGCCUUCUGGAGCAGCUUCCCUGUCUGGAUCAAUCCAAAUCUCACUGUCUCUUCAGACUGAGGCCCUGUCACCUCCACCCAGCCUUCCUUCACUUUGAUCUUUCUGUUCUGUGGAGGAGAGAAGAAUAUAGCCUACCAACACCAUAUUCUUAAUCCGAGGUAAAUAUCAGGUCAGGACAAACUAGUUGUAGCCAUUCAGUUGAAAGGUUGAAAAUUAUUGCAGAUUACAAUUUCCUCCUAAAGUUCACCCCUGUGAAAGCAACUGAAUCAGUUUGAUCCCAUUCUAAAAGCCUUUGGAAAAUAGAGCUUUCUUUGGUGUAGCAAAAAAAAAAAAAAAAAAAAGGUGGAAACAAACUGAGAGCACUUGGCCAUUUUCUCAGUUACAGUUGGGCUUCCAGAGCUCUCUUUUCCUCGCCGUGUGUCGUGACCACCCUAAGUGCACCCAAGCCCUUGGGUCACCCGUAACCACACUUUCCCAUCUUGGACCUCAAUGUCCUUACGGCACUCUGGAGUACGAGGAUGCCAGAAAGACCAAGAAAAGGCUUGUGAUUUCUUCAAGAGGAUUGUUUGCCUUUAGAAGAAUCAUAAACGGGAUCUAAACUAAAGGCUUUCGGGGGUUAUAUACCACAAAAUGGAGCUUAAUUGCUUCUUUCCCUCUCCUGAAUGAGCAGUUUGGAAGAGCAAAGAUGGAUUUUCAGCAGAGCAUCUAUCAACCUAUUUUUCAUAAACCACAUUCCCCCCACCAGUUGCCCUUCUCUAUCCCUUAGGCAUUUCCUGGGUGUCAGGGCAGUAGGAUGUGAAUUUGUGUCUAGUCUAAUGUCUUCAUUAUGAAUUGAACAGUAUAUGUUAACAUUUUCAUCUGUGUCUCACUUUGAGAUCUAUAUAUGUAUAUAUGAAAAGGUUGUUGUAGAGCCUCGAGGCUUUUGUAGAGCCUGGAGGCGUAACCUAAUUGCAGACUAACCUGCCAAGGGAGAGGGUCUGGCAUACAGGAAUCUGCCUUUCCUCCCUAUUAAGCGCUCCCAACAGUGACUGGCUGGGAUGUGCUUGCCCAGCCCCCAGCCAGUUCCCCCAGGCGAGACUGGACACGUGCUGGGGAUGCUGCAGGUAGUGUCACCACAGGGCCUACCUGCCUCCCACUGCUCUCGGGGAGAAACACCAGCUAAUAUUUGCAAAACAGGAGAGGACAAAUGCCCAUUGAAGCUCCUUAAGUAGGGCCCAAAGUGCUUGAUCUAGAAAACCAAAGUCAGUCAGGAAAAGCUUUUUCGGACAGUCACCCUUCCAGGAGGCACACUUGUGUUUACAAACCUGACCUCCAUGGGGGGGGACUUGUCUAGAGCACCCCGAAUGUCAUGGGGAGGGAGGGCCCUCUCCUCCAGAGCCACUCCUUUCACUUGGCACUGCUUUCAGCACCGUUGUUCACAUGAGAGAUUUGCUGGUCAGAAACCCUGGGGAGGGGACAGGCCUAAAGGAGCAGAGCUCGACCAAGUCUGCCAUCAUUAGGGAGGUGGAGACAUGGCAGGCUCCUCCCAGCUCACACUUCAUCCCUGCAUUCAGAGUGUGUUAGUCUUAAUGUGGGCAGAUGUUUAUAUACAUAUGAGGUUUGGGGUAAUAACUUAUCUCCAUGGCUAUUUUCCCCAUGUGGUUUGAUACUGAGUUGUCCCUUGAACAUCCCUCAUCCGAUAAGUGGAGGAUAGCUUGAAAGCAAGAGCAGAGCCUCUGGUUGUCAAAGUGUGCUUUCUCCUAGUACUCGUUAAAACAAUAGGAAAGGAGGUAGUUUGCCACAUCCUAUAGGUUUUCCUGGCUGACUCCAGUUCACUCCCGUCCCAUAAACACCAAGCCUCCUCUAGGCUGUGUGGUCACUAGAAUGGGAGGUUCAUGCACACCUCUGAGAUCCUUCUGUGUACCUUUUCCCAAAACUGCUCAGCAAAGAAAUAUCGGCACUGCGAUGCAGGAAAAAUAGUCCUGCCUAGUUGGCUUUAGGUGCUGGGAGAAAGUAGGCAAGGGCUUGAGUGCCUGCAGUGUCCAGUUCUGAGAUCACACCUAUGGAUUCAACCAAGACAGCCAGAGACCUUAUCCUGUCCAUGCUCCCCUAGCCAGCCUGGCACCUCCCCCUGAACCAGGAGGCUUUGCAGCUGCCCCUCAGAGACAGAGGUGGCGAGAACAAAAUCAUCACUUAACUGGCUCCCAAGCUGAAAAUGAACUAAGUAAUGUUUGCCCCAAUUGUAAUUAGCUUACGCUUGAGUCUAGGAACAAAGCUAGAGUUGAGCGGGGUGAGGGUGACACCCUGGUCCUCAGAGAAAGAAUAACCUGGCAGCUAGAGAGCCAGUUUCAUAAAUGAGUAACCAGCUACACAGUUCCUCAGAGUUUCUCAGAGCUGCUGUUCAAGGUGGGCUGUUCCUAAGCCCCUAGGGUUCUAUCCUUCCACUCAGAAGUGGGACCUUCUCCCCUCUCAGGCUUCAGCUUCAUAGCUGUUCCCCUCCUGCCUAUCUCCACCACAUGCACACUCAGAAUUGAGCACCUAGAAAAUGCCCAGGCCCCUUUUUCCCUCCAC
Molecule: messenger RNA, 8565 nt
Organism: Hippopotamus amphibius kiboko
Lineage: Eukaryota; Metazoa; Chordata; Mammalia; Artiodactyla; Hippopotamidae
Product: KIAA1328 ortholog
Exons: 12
Coding region: 2745-4622 (625 amino acids)
Source: RefSeq, a predicted model, not a curated record